Prorocentrum cordatum is the source of this 212-nucleotide messenger RNA. NCBI's taxonomy places the organism in Eukaryota, Dinophyceae, Prorocentrales, Prorocentraceae. The record is from the annotation of a GenBank genome assembly.
GCCAGUCCAGGCAGGGCUACCUUGUCGACUCGUUCGCGCGGCCGUUCGAGGGCAACGAGGUCUGGAGGCGCGCCCUGGGCCCGCUCGCCGCCGCGGAGCCGCGCGCGGCCGAGGAGGCCGCGCCCGAGGCCGUGGCCCUGCCGGGCGAGGUCCCCGGGCCGGCGUCCAGGACGAAGGCCCUGCAGGAGGCGGCCGAGCUCCGCGCCCAGAAG